Cervus elaphus (red deer) is the source of this 1680-nucleotide messenger RNA. RefSeq names its product purinergic receptor P2Y11 (gene P2RY11). Gene Ontology annotation, cellular component: plasma membrane. Bases 1 to 1443 code for a protein of 480 amino acids. The transcript has 4 exons. Gene Ontology annotation, molecular function: G protein-coupled ATP receptor activity; neurotransmitter receptor activity. Gene Ontology annotation, biological process: calcium-mediated signaling; G protein-coupled receptor signaling pathway; neuronal signal transduction. Lineage: Eukaryota; Metazoa; Chordata; Mammalia; Artiodactyla; Cervidae. The record is from RefSeq and is a predicted model, not a curated record.
AUGGCAGAUGGAAUGCCCCAGAUUGGGGCCCGAGAGAUGCUGUGCUGGGCUCCCCUCCUGGGCCUCCAGGCGCAGCCCUCGCAAGAGGAAGAAGAGGAUGAGGCUGAGUAUUUCCGCCAGGCUGUGGGCGAGGAGCCUGAUGAAGGUUGGGUGCUGUCAGAAGGAGGGAAGCAGGAAGUGGAAGUGAGGCGUGAGCCCAGACCCGCUUCGCGGGCUGAAGGUGGUGCUGCCAGGAAGGGGAGGGGCCAGCGGCUUGUGUCUCAGAAGGGACCACGCUGCCCGGGGCAGAGUGCGGCUGCAGACCCAGAGGCAAGCGUGCGGGCCCUAGCCAGCAACAUCUCAGGUGCCAUGCAGUGCCCAGUCAACUUCUCGGAGGCUGCAGAUCGCAUCCUCAAUGGCCUCCAGGAGGACUUUCUGUGGCCCAUGCUGGUAGCCGAGUUCCUGGUGGCCUUGGUCGGCAAUAGCCUGGCCCUGUACCGCUUCUGCAGCCGGGAGCAGCGCCCUUGGCCCCCAGCUGUGAUCUUCUCGGCCCAGCUGGCGGUCAGCGACCUGCUCUACGCCCUGACGCUGCCCCCGCUGGCUGUCUACUUCUACCCACCCAAGCACUGGAGCUACGGGGAGGCUGCCUGCCGCCUGGAGCGCUUCCUCUUCACCUGCAACAUGCUGGGUAGCGUCAUCUUCAUCACCUGCAUCAGCCUCAACCGCUACAUGGGCAUCGUCCACCCCUUCUUCACCCACAGCCAACUGCGGCCCAAGCACGCCUGGGCUGUCAGCGCUGCUGGCUGGGCGCUGGCGGUCCUGCUUGCUGCCCCCACGCUCAGCUUCUCUCACCUGAGCCGGUCCCAGCAGAAAGGCCAGUGCUCUGUGGCCAGCCCGGGGGCCUGUACCAAGUGCCUGGGGACAGCGGAUGACAACCAGCUCGAGGCCUACCGGGUCUACCACCUGGUGCUGGUGGCCCUGGGCUGUGGCCUGCCGCUGCUGCUGACCCUGGCAGCCUACAGCGCCCUGGUGCGGGCUGUGCAGCACAGCCACGGCAUGACGGCGGCCAGCAAGCUGCAGGUUACGGUGCUGGUGGCCAGCGGCGUGGCCCUCUACGCGAGUUCCUACGUGCCCUACUACGUCACAGCGGCGCUUAACAUGUACGCCCGGCUGCGCUGGCGAGCCCUCUGCCCGGGUUUUGAGAGCAAGGCCGCGGCUGAGAAGGCCCUGGCCUGGAGAACGUACUUUGCCCACCAGGUGACCCGGGGCCUGGUGCCCUUGGCCAUCUGCAUCCACCCGCUGCUCUACAUGGCUGUGGUGCCCAGCCUGGACUGCUGCCGCCAAUGCUGCCCAGGCUGCAGGCAAGGCCAGACCCCAGGGGACACUGCGUGCCAAGCCCUGCCCCUCAACGUCACAGCGACCCCCCAAACCUCAGGGCUCCAGUCUCCCGAACUGAGCCCAUGACCUGGCCCAUCUUCAGCCCCCUCCUCAUCACAAGAUGCUGGAACCCAGCCCCGAGCCCCCCGAACAGGCCAUGAGUCCCCACUUCCUCCCCACAGAAAGGCCUCCGGUGGGACCAGGGGGCCCCCACACCAGAGCUGCAGGAGCUUCCACUCACAGCACUAAACCUGGGCAGGGCCUCGGAGCAAACCCAUGAUUGGGGGGGGGGGGUGGGGGGGGCUGGCCCCACCCACAACAGUG